AUGCUCUGCCGCCAGCCAUCCUUGCUGGGCACUUUGACAGGCCCAACUGAGCCACAGCGCGUACGUACGCGCGUCGUCGCCGAAUGCGCAAGGAGGCGCAGCGGGUCGACCUUAGGCGCGAAAGCUGACCGCCAGGCCGAGUGUCAUGACCACAAGGGCAGCCAUGAACAUGGCCGAGUUGACGGCCCACCAGUCGUCAAUGCCGCGAACAAACCAGAGCGCGGCCAGCGUUACAACCCAGCCCAGUGCGGACGAGCGGCCAAAGUUUGCAUAAAACUGGCGUCGCUUGCGGUCCACCAAGGCGCGGUAGGCGGCGGGCACGGGGCGUCGCCCUCGGCCAUCCGGAUUCCAUUUGCCCGUGGUAAUACACCCUCACUGACUCUCCACGCCCAUCCGGUAGAGCAUGAUGCCAGCACUGGCCAGCGAGUACAGCAAACCAGGACCUGCCAGGUCCAAGAGGAGGCACAGCAGCGCCACGCCGCCAAGCACGCCGCCUACAACUUUGCGCACGGAGGCCUCCUUGCUCGAUAUCUAUUCGCCACGACCACGCCCCGCCCAAACGGGCCAGCAUAUCAAGAAAGCAUGAGCGUAUGCAUGGUCGGAAAGGCACAAACGCAGAUCUGA
Messenger RNA from Monosiga brevicollis MX1, 624 nucleotides. RefSeq lists its product as uncharacterized. NCBI's taxonomy places the organism in Eukaryota, Choanoflagellata, Craspedida, Salpingoecidae. The coding region runs from base 1 to 624 and encodes 207 amino acids. The record is from RefSeq and is a predicted model, not a curated record. The transcript has a single exon.